AUGUCAUUGUCGAAGUUGGUGUCUUCGGCCAUCAUCAUCACUGUUCCGGCAAAAGCAGAAUCCUUUGAACCUGACGACGAGGCCAAGGAGCCCACGUCUGCGACAUCCGCCGCGUCAGAUGUGGACCGCUGGCGUGCUCAGGGCGAUUUACCCGUCCCCUUGGCCAAAGCAUGUGAUUAUCUUUUCCAAACUCGUACAGUCGUACAGUGGCUGAUUCUGGGUGACGAAUGUGUUGAGGAUGCGUUGGCGGUUGCACCCCGCACCGCGGUGGUUGCGUUGGGAGGUUUUGCCAGAAAUGUCGAGGAGUUGGACCUCUUUAUGUCCAGACUAGCUCGACAGCACUUUGAGACAGUGACGAUAGAGGAAGAAAUCGAGCUCACCAGCUCCAGUAUCUUGCUUUCGCAGAACUCUCAGUUAGUGUUGAGAAUACCCUUGCUGCUUGCAGAUAUUGCCCAUGAAUGCGUUUCGCAAGCACCUGGAGGCCUCUCUAGUUACAUCCUAGGAGUACUUCCUCGGAGUCGCCAACCAGGGUCCGGGACGUCGCACAGUUUGUGGGUCUUCUUGGUCGGACCCUGCUCCAUGAAGGAGUUUAACGCACAUCUCUGGAAUUUUGGUCGCCAUGGGGCGGUGCGUAGAGAUGUGAAUUCUGCAUUGGCACUCACGAGCACAGUUUUGGGAGCAGGAGGCUGCGGUAAAGUCUUUUUAGCCAACAAGUGGGAUGCCACCGGAGAUUAUAUUGACAGCAAUCUCGCGGUCAAAGAGCUGUUGCCAAAAGGCAAACCGGUAGAAUGCACCCUGAGGACAGAGAUCGAAUUCCUGGCUGCUGCCCAAGGUCAUCCAAACGUUGCGAUUCUACACGGAGUCUUCCAUCAAAUCGACAGCGGGGACAGCGAGAAUGUUUUCAAGGCUCCAGGCAGUCCUGAAGAGGUCAUGACCCAGGACAAGGAAGUCGGGCGAGAUCGCUGGUUUAUCGCUUUACAGCUCUACACCAGUGGAGACCUGUUUGAACGAGUGCAGCGGAGCGGCCCCUUGAAGGAAGCCGAGUCAGUGGAGGUGAUGCUAGGCCUUCUCUCGGCUCUUGCUUAUGUGCAUCAUUUAGGCAUUGUCCAUAGGGACGUGAAAUGCGAAAAUAUUCUUCUCGAUGGCAAUCGCGCCAUUCUUUCUGAUUUCGGUAUUUCCUGCUUUUUAUCCGACCCGGAGAGCAUGGAGAAACGGGUUGGAUCGCCAGGCUAUGCAUCUCCUGAGAUGCUGAAAGGCGAGUCCUACAAUGAAAAGGUCGAUAUUUUUCCACGGGCGUUGCGUUGUGACCCAGCGGCAAAGAGCUGA
Cladocopium goreaui is the source of this 1326-nucleotide messenger RNA. The record is from the annotation of a GenBank genome assembly. NCBI's taxonomy places the organism in Eukaryota, Dinophyceae, Suessiales, Symbiodiniaceae.